Molecule: messenger RNA, 180 nt
Organism: Prunus armeniaca (apricot)
Lineage: Eukaryota; Viridiplantae; Streptophyta; Magnoliopsida; Rosales; Rosaceae
Source: the annotation of a GenBank genome assembly
AUGGAGGCAGAGUUGCAAUGUUCAAAUGGUAUACAAAGCAUGGAAAGGAAGCUGAGAAUAGCUUGCCAUGCUAGUGAUGCUAAUAUUGAUAAUGUUCUUAAGAUAACGGAGCUUGAUGUGUACAAGACGAGUGCUGCAGAUAUGCAAGGUUCUACUACCAGAGCUGAUGGUGAGAGUUAA